UCAAAAACCCAAAUUAUAAUCUUAAUUAGUGAGACCCCCCUAAACAACUUAAAAUACAUGUUUUACCCUUUUAAUUCUUCAAACCCUAGUUUAUCUCCCACCCACUCAUCAGCCGUUACAUCUCUCCUCCCUCUCUCUUCUUCUCUCUCGAUCCACCACACCCAUACGACCACCUCUGCUCCUCUCCCAAUCUGCGCCGCCCACAGCCGCUGCUCCCUCCACCGUCUUCCGCCGACGUUGUUUCCUCCGCCGUCGUCCGCCGCUACUGCUCUCUCCGCCGUCGCUGCUCCCGACGCUGCUCCCGAUGCUGCUUCCAACGCCGCUGCUCCCGACGCUGCCGAAGCCGCUGCUCCCCGCCGCCGCAGCCGCUGCUCUCCGCCGCCGUUUGUAUAUAUCUGGUCUUGGUGUUCGAACAACUUCUAUGCAAUAAUUUUUGCCGAGAGGACAUGGUGCAGUUCUUUUGCAAUCGAUAGAUUGAAAUUGUUGUUGUGUUGAAAAGUAAGAUUUGAAGCUAUAAAUACAAACUACACUAUAUCUGACUAUAAGUCACAUGUGGUCAUAUACAUGUAGUCAUAUAUAGUCACAUAGUAGUCAUAUAUAGUCACGUGUAGUCAUAUACAUG
Messenger RNA from Erythranthe guttata (spotted monkey flower), 622 nucleotides. The record is from RefSeq and is a predicted model, not a curated record. Lineage: Eukaryota; Viridiplantae; Streptophyta; Magnoliopsida; Lamiales; Phrymaceae.